This is a messenger RNA of Linum tenue, 2723 nucleotides long. The record is from the annotation of a GenBank genome assembly. NCBI's taxonomy places the organism in Eukaryota, Viridiplantae, Streptophyta, Magnoliopsida, Malpighiales, Linaceae.
UACGAGUCGUUUUUUUGACCCAAACAAGCGCCGGUGGCCAGCUGCGUGCUUCUCCUUCUUCCUUCCUUUCCCAUUUCCCCUUCUUCCCCCAUUUCCUUGCCUAUUCCUCCAUUCCCUUCUUCUAUGUCGUUGAAUUAAUCGAAUUGGAUUCCCGGCAUUCAAAACCCAUUUCUUCAAUUCUCGAUUCGGAGCUCCUAAAUGCCUCCAUCGCCGGAAUUUCGCGGAAAAUAGCGCGCUCGAGGAAGGGCUUCGCGCCUCGUCUUUCUCCGUGCGUGUGUGUAAUUUCUGGUGUUCGUGGUCUCUCUUUCUGCUCGUUACUCCGAUUGAUUCUCUCCCGUCUCCGGGGAGGGCGGCCGUCGGGGUAUCUUCUGCGUCUUGGGCUUUUCUUCUGGAGGUUAGGGUUUGUCCGCGCGUGUGGGAAAAAUGAAGUCCCCGCUCGGUAAGUUCCGGGGAUUUAAACUCCACAAAAGUGAUUCGAAAGAUAAAAGGGACUUCCUGCAUCCAGCUCACUUAGAUGAGCUCGCUCAAGCUGCCGAGGACAUGCAGGAUAUGAGAAACUGCUAUGAUAGCUUACUUUCAGCAGCUGCUGCAACAGCAAACAGUGCUUACGAAUUCUCGGAGUCACUGCGGGAAAUGGGGACCUGUUUGCUGGAGAAAACUGCAUUGCACGAUGACGAAGAAAGUGGCAAAAUUCUGUUAAUGUUGGGGAAAGCACAAUUUGAACUUCAGAAGUUUGUUGAUAACUACCGGUCUCACAUAUUCCUGACAAUUACAAAUCCAUCUGAAUCUCUUCUAAACGAACUUCGGACAGUUGAGGAUAUGAAAAGACAGUGUGAUGAGAAAAGGAAUGUUUAUGAAUAUAUGGCUGCCCAGCAAAAAGAAAAGGGAAGGUCAAAGAGUGGAAAAGGCGAAAGUUUCACUAUGCAGCAAUUACGAUCUGCUCAUGAAGAAUACAAUGAAGAGGCAACAUUGUGCAUUUUCCGGUUGAAAUCUCUGAAGCAAGGGCAGUCCAGAAGCCUGUUAACUCAGGCUGCUCGUCAUCAUGCAGCUCAGUUAAAUUUCUUUAGGAAAGGGCUGAAGUCCCUUGAGGUGGUCGAUCCACAAGUAAAACUAGUUACCGAACAACAUCAUAUUGAUUACCAGUUCAAUGGACUGGAAGAUGACAGUAGGGAGGAUGGUGAGGACGAUGCUGAAGCUAUUAAUGAUACCACUGAAGGCGGGGAACUAAGUUUUGAUUAUAGACUAGAUAAUAAGAAGCGUUAUGAUACUUUGCCUUCAAGGAGUUCAAUGGAGGUGAGGGACCUGAGGUUACUGACGUUCCUUUUGGCUGUUUGGGAUUUGAUUUCAAAGUUGAACCCAGACAGAAACCACGGAGAUUUACCAAUCUCAAGUAGAGAACCUAAGUCAGGGAGUCACUCUGCACCAAUUUUCCCUGAAAGGAAGUUCGAUCCAGGCGAAAGAAUAAGACAAAUGCAACACUCGCCAAGGAAGAGCAACAAUGCUUACGUGCUCCCCACGCCAGGCGAUGCCAAAUUUGCAGUCUCUUCCCGAACAAGCACUUCAACUUCACAGACAAAGUCAACAACAGAUUAUGGUAUGCGGGCUCCUCUGUGGCAUUCUUCCCCACUGGAUCAAAAGAGGCCCGAGAAAGAUCCUGGAGAGAGCAAUGGUAGUAGUAAUCCCUCCACCACCCAGUUGCUGCCUCCUCGAUUGUCAGAGGGAAUCUCAUAUGAUAACAACAAGGGAGUAAGACAAGCUUUCUCAGGCCCAAUAAUUGGCAAGAGCAUGCCGACGACCAAGCAAGGUGUUGUUACAUCUCCAAGAGUAUCGCCAACAGCUUCGCCGCCUCUGUCCUCUCCCAAGAUCAACGAGCUUCAUGAACUCCCUAGGCCGCCUGGCAUUUUGGCUGGGAAACCGGUCAAACCUACAGCAUCCAGUGGCCACUCUGCUCCUCUUGUUAGGAAUAAUGAGCCUUACGUGGUUCACCGGCAUUCUGGUGGUGGGACUACUUUGGCUUCCCCUCUUCCCAUACCACCAUUAUCAGUUUCCAGGAGUUUCUCGAUACCUUCUAGUAGCCAGAGAGCGAUGAGUAUUAAGAACAAGGGUGGAGGAGAGGCUGAUUCUCCGCCACUUACACCGCUAUCACUUGCGAAUCUUAAACUGGCAGCCGCAGUGCCUGACGUAUUCCCUCGUGCUGGCCAAAUUAGAGGUGGGAGCUGAUGAGCGAGGGCACAAAGGUUGUACCUUUCGCCUCAUUUGUUUUGUUUCUUUUGAGGGAUGAGUUUAUGGUAUGGUGGAAAGUGACAAUUUCUGAUAGGGUCUCUCAACAUUCAUCAUGAAGCUCUGGAUACUGUAAAUAUGGUAUGGGAUGGAAGUGAACUGCCACUACGCUAUUUACUUUACUAUUACUCCUACCACUACUACUAGUAGUUGUAAGCAGAAAUGUGAAAUCCCACGAAAUUUUCUUCUUUGAACUGUCAGAGGGUUUGAUUUGAUUAUGCUGGAGAAUGAAGCUCUCCACAUAACGUUUCAUUUCUUUGUAACUCGUCGUCAGUCUCUGUAUAUUGUUUGAUUUUUGGGGGGAUUUUUUGGUGACUUGUUAGAGGGGUUACCCCCACUUUGCUGUCUAACUGAGCUCAAUCAAUAGAAUCAAAUUUUCUCUACUUGUUUGCUCUUUACUCGUGUGGAUCAGUGAACCUACGCGAGUGAUUGAUAUACGAAUC